Molecule: messenger RNA, 1041 nt
Organism: Mesorhabditis spiculigera
Lineage: Eukaryota; Metazoa; Nematoda; Chromadorea; Rhabditida; Rhabditidae
Source: the annotation of a GenBank genome assembly
AUGCCGAAAUUUGCGGGCAGCCCGGAAGAGGUGGACGCCCAGCGGGCCCUCCUCACCGCCCAGGAGAAGAAAUCGGCGCUGAUGUGCGAGCUGAAUCGUGUCGACAACUCGUCGCACAUUGAUGGGCCUCGCGGCGGCAUCAGCCUGUCCAACAUCUCCUUCCCACUAUCACGCGAAUUUAUCAACGGCCUGACCGCAUACGGAAAUGACAUCGAUCUCGUCUACCAUUUCAUCGUCAUCAUCAAGUGCGGCGCGACGGUGCUGCACACGAACGUCGUCUCAUCGGAGGACGCCAUGUACUCGAAUGGAAUUGUCGCCUUCCCGAACUGCUUCACCAUCAAGAACCUGCGCCCCGACUUUCUGUGCACCGUGGAGGUGUUCGCUCUGCGCUCGAGAAAAGAGGCCUGCGGUCCCGAAGAGAAAUAUCGCAGCAAGGGCGGCACGUUCAAAGGCUUGCACACCUCCUACAACAAGUCACGAUCUCCCGGGCGCCGCUCUGCCUCAAGAACGGCAAGCCUUCGGACCGUUGAAGCCGGAUUUGAGUCAGUUGGUAGCCUGCAGAUCAACAUCAAAACCGUCGAGCGCAGCAAGUACCGAUUGGAAAACGUGAACCAUCCGGUUCAAGGCGACCUGACGAUGCGUGUCAAGAAAUACGCCAUUGACAAGUGUGACGUGGUGCACCGUGGCUUCCUCUCGCUCCACCAAACGUCGCAAGGGCUUGCCGCGUGGUCGAGGUAUUGGUGCGUGCUCGAAGGCGGCGAGAUGAAGUUCUGGCGCAACCCGGAGGAGGAGAACUCAAAGAAUUGCCGCUGUGUGAUCGACCUGUCGACGUGCAGUGGCGAGGGCGCGGUCCCGGAACCGCAUGGCACCUACCCGUCAUCGUUCCACAUCAAUGUCUGGGUGCCCAAGGAGGGAACGAGCCGCGAGAUGGAGAUACUGCGCGUGCUGAUGGCCGCCGACCACAAGGAGAUGAUGACCGCCUGGAUCACGCUGCUCAACCGUGCCAUCAAGGACCUGCUGAUGUGGAACAGCCAGUCGCGA